Quercus robur (English oak) is the source of this 2503-nucleotide messenger RNA. RefSeq lists its product as uncharacterized. The record is from RefSeq and is a predicted model, not a curated record. Gene Ontology annotation, molecular function: protein binding. The coding region runs from base 731 to 1825 and encodes 364 amino acids. NCBI's taxonomy places the organism in Eukaryota, Viridiplantae, Streptophyta, Magnoliopsida, Fagales, Fagaceae. The transcript has 2 exons.
AUAGUAAGUCAUUCAUGGGCUCAUAUAUUGAUGUUGAAAAAAACACACACACUCACACACACACACAUAACCCAUCAGAUCCAUGAUCUCAACAAUCUCCAACUCAUGGAUCUUCCAUUUACACCACCUAUAUGCCCAAAACCUUCCCUUACCAACGAUCUAGGCACCAAGAGAGGAGCUAUGAUAGAAUUCCGUAGAGAGACAAUCAACCGCUUUGGCUAUGGCGGCUGUGUGGAGAGAGAGAGAGAGGGGGGGUCUACUUUAGAUGCCGAUGUACCAAUUUGAGAGAGAGAGAUGGCAUCCCCACCGAACGGCAGCGUUGGCCGGUGAGAGGUGGAUAUGGAGAGGGUGUCCUAGUGUUGCCUUUCAGAUCUGUGUGGGUCGGGUCGGUCGCUGAAAUGGUGCCCCAACCCGGUUGGAUGUGGAACAGGGUUGGGGCCGGGUAAGCCCCAACCCGGUCUAUCAUAUGUUUGUAAUCAAAGCCCAAGUCGAUCAGUCCAUAAAUCACACAAACAGACCCAACAGGCCCACAGCCUUGGAAAACAAACAACUUGGUCCAAACUAAAGGCUUAAAAAAUUAAAAACCAAAUUAAAAAAAAAAACGACCCGCAAGCACGUGCCUUCUUCUUUGUCUGGCCUUGUCUGGCUUCAGUUGUCUGUAUCGAUCCGUUUUUCCUUCUUCCUCGUCUGGCCUUGCCUCGCUUCAUACACAGCUCACCUAGCGAGCAUCAUGAGGUCAGUAAGUGAUUUACCUGACGACUUUUUAAAAUUCGCUGUCCAUUUCCAAGUUGCAUUUUUUGUCACUUUCAUCCGAGCCCGUCGUUUCUUGAUUUCCUCUUCAAGCUUUCGAGUAGCUUUUUUUGUAAAUUUAUUUGUCCUUUCAACUCUAUCCCCUGUUCAAGCUGAAAAAGAAGUGUCCUUGUUUGAUUUUACAUGUUUUUUCGUUUCAAUUUUGUUUUUUAUCGUAGCUGAUCGAUUUAUUAGUUUUAUUAUUCAACCUCCAAGAGAUAGAAUUUUUCUAGAUGAUCGAUCUCCUCUGGUUACCUCGCACAGUUUGUUUCAAUCCAAUCAACACCAUCCUCCAAACUGGUCCAAUCUUCCCGCUGAUAUGAUCAGCGAAAUCGUAGAUCGAUUACCUAAUUUCAAAGAUAUUAGCGCAAUUUCAUCUGUUUGCAACCCUUGGCGUGAUGCUUGUUUGGAAAUGAAAACUAAAAGACCUACGUGGCCAUGGCUGAUGUUUUCCGACACAAUAGAUAUCGGCCCACGGCGCUUUUUAAAUAUGUGUGACGGAAGACAUUAUCAGUUAGAAUUACCUUCAAUUCGCGAAAGACGCUGUUGGGGGUCUCCACAUGGUUGUGUUGUAGCCGUGAGUUCUGAUUAUGAAAUCCGCAUUGAACACCUGAUUAAAAGAGUAGGGAUUGCUCUUCCACCGCUAAACACAAUUCGAAGAUUGGCUCCUAGAGAAGAGUGGUUCCGCCUUGUACACAAUUUCAAUCUUUUCAAGGACCCUUCCCAUAAGUUCUCAUUUCUUGUUUCUGCUAUUUUUGGCCCAAUGAAUCAAUUGGCUUUUGCCAGAGUGGCUUCCAGUAGAGGUGGAGAAGGAGAGGCUUUGAGUAGAAGAGGACAUGGUGAGUGGGCUAUUGUCAACAAUCCAAACAAUUUCAAAUUCAAGGAUGUUGUACAUUUUAAAGAUCAAAUUUUUGGACUUUGUGAUAACGGCAUGCUGGUGCACUUUGUUCUUGAUGCUCCUGGGUCAGCUGAAGUGCAAGUUAUUGCUUCCAAACCACAUGAUGUUAAAAAACCCCAAAAAUUAUAUUUGAUUUGAGUCAUCGGAAAAUCUUUUUGUGGUUUUUCGAUACACAUCGUUUUCCUUUGAAGAUGAGGCACAAGACUGUAUGUUUUUUGGUCUACAAGUUCAAAAUCAAUGAGAGGGCUUGGGAGGAAGUAAGCGACUUGGAAGAUCAUAUUAUUUUUGUUGGUGAUGGCAAUUCCUGGUGCAUUCCUACAAGGAAUAUCAAUUUCAGAAGUAACAGGAUCUACUUCACAGAUGACAAUUGGGAGUACCAAACGCACCCAGGAGUAGCAUAUGGAGGCCGUGAUGUGGGAGUGUUUGACAUGGCAACUGGGGAUAUUCAACCACUUCCAUUUUGGAAGGACAACCCUCUCUAUUAUUCUCGACCAAUUUGGGUUACACAUACUUUGCGUUUGGAUUAGCAUUUUACCAUCAGUUUUUCCCCACUUGUUAUGUACAAUAUUUUAUGCAAAUUAUUUCUAGGUAUGAUUGUAUGUUUCCCAACUUUCACCAAAAGCUAAUCCAAACGCUUACACUUAGUAUACUUUAUUUCUCUAAUACCAUUGUAUGUUUCCCAGCUUUCACCAAAAGCUAAUCCAAACGCUUACACUUAGUAUACUUUAUUUCUCUAAUACCAUUGGUAUUCUGGUUUGUAAGCUGGACGCAUUCUUGAGCUAGUAUCUAGUAUAUAUAUGGUUGUGAUACUGUGAA